Molecule: messenger RNA, 2346 nt
Organism: Daldinia childiae
Lineage: Eukaryota; Fungi; Ascomycota; Sordariomycetes; Xylariales; Hypoxylaceae
Product: Poly(A) polymerase alpha-A
Exons: 3
Coding region: 1-2346 (781 amino acids)
Cellular component (GO): nucleus
Molecular function (GO): RNA binding; poly(A) RNA polymerase activity
Source: RefSeq, a predicted model, not a curated record
AUGCUUCAGUACAGAGGAAUUGUGUAUACCAUCGAAACGGCAGUCAAGAGGAAGGAAAUAUCUUUACGUAGCAGAGAUCUCUUGGAUGCAGCUGAAAAAAUACUCACUGAGGUGGGAUUGGUAGACGCCUGGGCUUCUGCAUGCGUUCAAUACGGCGAUCUGCCGGAGCUGGAUCUGAGACAACCGGACUUCAAGAAAUCUUUAGGAGGUGAAACAGGGGCAACUUUUGAUCCAAUAGUCAAUCACCUUGCCGAAAGUACUACUCGCAGCGACUUUGACAAGAGGCCUCAGCGUUACGACAGGAUUCUAGUAAAGAGAAAAGACUUUACUGUGACAGGAUUCAACAUGUUUGGCCAGAGAAUGGGAGCAUUGCAGACUGACUUUUGUGUUGACUCUAAGGAUGAUGACUCAAACAUCCAGCUUUCAUAUGGUAGUGGUCAUUGGGGGAUCAAAUGUUCGCUACAGGUUUCUAAAGAUGCACCAGUUCGGUCAACCGGCAGUAACAAUACCACCUUCGCUCCGAUAAAAGGCUCGUGGGGGCAGAUGUCCGUAUCUCAGCUUGUCGCUUAUCUUUCUGAGCAAUCCGUACUCCCUUCCGAUGUUGAUAUUGCGAUGAGAGAAAGCGCGUUGUGCUUACUGAAAGAAGUCAUAUUGCAAGACGAGGAUAACCUCGCUCGUGGGCUUCCAGCAUUCGUGCUGGUACCUGUCGGGUCUUAUGGACUGGGUGUCUGGACUACGGCAUCAGAUAUCAACUGCCUUUGUAUUGGACGUAUCAGCGCAAAAACUUUCUUCGCAUUAGCCAUUCAGCGACUUCGUAAAGCUGCGUGGAGGGGCAUUAAGAUCUUACGACGAGUAGAUGCCCACUCUGGCACAAUCAUCGGGCUGGCAAUCGGUCAUAUCAGAAUGGAUUUACAAUAUUGUUCAGCAGUUUCUAUCACCGAGACGUGGCCAGCCGCACUGACGCUACCACCAACCGAUCCCAUUUUCAAGCUACCACAAAAUACCCUAGCGGCAUUAAAGCCAGUGCGUGAUCUGCAUCAUAUUCUUGGGACGAUUCCAGACCUUGCGGCUUUCAGGCUAUCAUACCAUAUAAUAAAAUGUUGGGCAAAGCGGCGUGGCAUUUAUGCUGCGCAAUUUGGUUAUCUUAGUGGUAUCCAGAUAUCGAUACUCCUGUCUCGGGUGUGUAAGUUAUUGGUAGAUACACAUGGCCGUGCAUCAUGUAUCCAAACGAUAUUAGUAAACUUCUAUCAUCAUUACGCGGGAUUCGAUUGGGAUAACUCCAUCGUUUUCGAUCCGUUCUUCCAUAAAGGACUGAGCUAUAUGAGAACUGAACGGGAGCCUAUGGCUAUCCUAGGCUUUUAUGGGCCUCGUCUGAACACAGCGCAGAUUACCUCAGUUUCUACUGCUCAUACCAUCAUUGAGGAAUUGAAGAGAGCAUACUCAAUAUUAUCAGGAGCCGAGGUGAUAUUGACCGAGCUCCUCAAUGAGAAUACGGGUAUAACGGAAUUUCUGGGCACGUAUAAAACAUAUUUCAAAAUCACUGCUCGAUUCUACGGUGUGUCUCUGGCAAGGAUAAAUACGGUAUUGGAAUGGCUAGAAUCAAAAUGUGCCUCACUCUUGGUCGAGAUCGGUAAGGUAUUACCUGACAUACAUCCCAGAAUCUGGCCAUCACGCUUCGUAAACCAAGACGCUUCUGAAGAAGACGAGGAAUAUGAAGGGCAUUAUCUUAUCGGCUUGGAGUUAAAAGAACCUACCGGUCUGCCGACUGAUAUAGUAAGAAGACGCUCUAUAGAAGCCAGUUUAUAUGCCUGCUGUAUACGUAUCUUUGAAGCACAGGCAAGCAAGGAUGCGAAGUACAUUGACCCUAAUACAUCCUGGCUACAUACUAUAAUAACUCCGCAGAAUGAACUUGGAGAACUACGAUUGGACGAUCGGGACUGGGGGAAAUACAUGGUUGAAGCUGAGGAUGAGGACAUAGGCGAUUCGGAAUUCUGGGCAUCUAUGGAAGCGGACGAAGCUAGAGAGCCACCUACGAAGAAAGAGACCCGUUUUUCGCAUAAGCCAACGUACGAAGGGAAACUUCGAUCUGCAGGUGACGUUCUAAAUAGGCUUCGGUGGGAUCAAGCCAUGGACAGUAGCGACUACAUAAUCGGCUACGAAGAUCGCUUCUCGGGAGCAAUGGAGCGGUCAGUUGACUCGUGGAAGUCGGAUACGACGCACGAGGAAUUCAUACCGGAGCACAGGAUCCUAUACUUCAAGCGCAAGAGCGACGGUACGAUCGUGUGGGAUAAGGAGGAGAGACGAGAUGAGAUAUUCGGUAGCGGGGCCUCUAGUCUUGGGCGCUAG